Molecule: messenger RNA, 2756 nt
Organism: Xyrichtys novacula (pearly razorfish)
Lineage: Eukaryota; Metazoa; Chordata; Actinopteri; Labriformes; Labridae
Source: the annotation of a GenBank genome assembly
AAAUCUCCGUUUGGCCGAAUCGAGAAACAAUCAUGGCGGACUAUAAGGAGGCGCCCUUGAUGAGUCGGCCAAAAACACUUGAUGCGAACGAGUAUUUCAACCUUUCGACGGAAAAGCGACGUGCCGAAGAGGAAAGGGCAGCACUGCGAGCGAACCUGAAGAGACAGUAUCAACUACAACUGAAUAACCCGCUGAGGAAGGAGCUUGUUGUGAGUGGCGACCUGCUAGCUGGCAAUGUCACCCUUGAAAACGGACAAGGCUAGAAGCUAACUACAGCUGGGGAUAUAGGAAAUAGGACAAAAAAUUAGAAUUAUUCCCCGUUUGGUUACUAAGAAUGAUAGCUUUUCUACUUUACAAUGUUUCAGCUGCACCCGUAUGUGAGUGUGCAUCCAAGUAAGUCCACAGUGUCAGACUGUGAAGGCAAAUCAUGAUAGCUAAGUCCGUUGUUAUUUUAUUUUAGACUACUGGAGAGAGAACAUGCAAACAGUGAGUUAAAGUGUAAUUAAUUCAGCUUUUGACAGUCUACACAAGCCAAUAAGAGAGUGAUAUUCACAUGGUCUAAUUACAUUCCAGGUAACAAUCCAAGUGUCCUCACCUUUUGUCCUUAAUUUUCCCAAUCCAGGUGUGACUGAUCAUUGUGACUACUCAGACACACCUGAAUUCAUCAGUUUGUCCAAUAAUGCAAGACAGGAAAUAAUGGAGCUGCCUAUAAGGGAUAUUCCGGCGUAAAUUUGAUUUAGGGUCAAACAAACGGUAACACCAAGUUAGACACCCCCUCGAGAGAUGAAUGUUGCCGACCGCUUGCUUCUCUAGUUAUACCAACUUUAGUAACGACCCACGAUAGCAAUACACAGCGGUCUUAAACAAACCUCAACCAAAAUCGCCACUCUACAGCCACAAAUAACCCCAGGCCAGUCCAUUACGGUCUGCUGCGGGGUGACGCAGCUCAAAGAAGAACAUUUAUGACCAUCACUUUAUCAUUUCCUUGAAGUAACAAUCAUCAUAUUAAUCAUGUUGCGAUGCAGACACAGUAGUUCCUCUGCCUUAGCGUCUCAGUCUGAUUGUAUUUCCAUGAAGAAAUGAUCAUAGAUGUUCUUCCUUGAGCUGCGUCACCCUGCUGUAGUCCAUAAUGGACUGGCCCGAGGUCUCCUACAAACUAGCGGCUGCUGGAAGAGAGUAGGUGAGUUGUGUUUAGUCUCUUUGCUAAAGAAAUUUUGCAAAGUUAAAAAGAUCUUUGGCGGCUAGUACUAUGGUUAGGACCCUUUUAUGUACUGUUGAUAAAGUGAGGUGCUGUUCCGAGCAUUAUUUAUGGCUAUAGAGUGGCAUUUUGGUUGAAGUUUGUAUAUGGCUCCUCAGACUGCUGUGUAUUGGUAUCGUGCGGUCGUUACUAAAGUUGGUAUGGUAUAACUAGAGAAGCAAGCGGUCUGCAACAUUCAUCUCUCGAGGGGGUUUCUAACUCAGUGUUACGGUGUGUUUGACCCUAAAUUAAUUUUACGCCGGAACAUCCCUUUAAGUUUGAGAAGUAGUGGAUCGGUGCAUAGAGCCCAUUAGAAUGAUUAAUGUUUAAAUGGAAAAGCAAACCAACAAAAAAGCAACCAGCCAAUUGAACGUUAAAUAAUGCACAUUUGUGAAAUCAAGACAAAUGAGAGGUAAAACAUAAGCCACAGAAUGAAAGAGUUUUAGCAGCACAGCGAUAACAUCAAUAUACAUCUUUUUUGCCAUCAUUAACAUUAAUAAACUUAUCUUUGUCAUUGCAGGAAGACCCAGCCCUGACACGUUGGGUGUACGCACGUGCCAACCCCUUACCGCACUUCAGGCCCACAUUCAAGACAUCUCUGAUGGGCGCUUUGGGCGGAGUUUUACCUCUCUUUGUCCUCUACUACAUUUUCAAGACAGACCGGGUAUGAGAUGAGAUGUGCCAAGUUCUUAUAGUUAAUUGAUUGCAAAAUAAAAUUAUUGUCUCAUGAUUCAAUAAGCUGCAGAUUCACAUGCAUUGGAGUUUUGUGUGUGUGUUGUGAGACUUAAGUCCUAGUGUUCCACAAACAGUGACAGAGGCUAAUGUCUUUUGGCCUGCUGGGAUUCUUUGAGUUGUAUGAGGCAAAACAGACAUUUAUAACCACUUAUCAUUGCAUGUUAAAACCCACCCUCAUUAACAGCAGGCGUUUGAGCUUCAUUUCCAAUCUCUGCCACUUCCCGUGAUGGAAUCUGUAUCUGCUUUUUUCUGCCAACACCCUGUGCCUCACUAGUGCUCAAGUCUUCAUUGACUGUCAUAGACGGCAAAAUAACAAUGUAGGACAAGAUUGGGACUUUGUCUUGCAGGAGAACAAUUGAUUUCUUUUGUGUGUUUAUGUGUGUCAGUUCCCUUUAUGUUUGAAAUAGACUCCCCGCUUGAAAUGCUGCCUGCUUUCAUUUUUCUCCCUACUGUCAUGUGGAGUUAGCCUCAAAAUCUGCCUCUGCCUCCCUCACUCUGCAGGGCUCCGUUAUCUUAAAAUGCUCACAUGUUAAAAACACAGUUGAAGAAAUUUGUCAGGAACAUUAAGAGACUUCAGGUGGUAAUUCUUUGACCUUACUGACCUAUUUAUUUAUUGUUUGUUUUCCAGAAUAAGAAAGAGAGGAUGAUCAAGGACGGAACCCUGGAUCGCACAUUUAGUAUGACAUAUUGAGCUCCGGUGUAUUAAAAUCUCAUUUAUGUCCCUGUGAAGUCAGUCUGUGUAAUUAUCAUAUAUCCAAUAAAAUUCUAUUGUUAAAAACAAUCA